UAGAUUUGUUUGUACUGCCGCAUGGGAUAGCGGUAAAUGUUAUGCGUUUUGAGUACCGAGGACAAAAUAAUUACAAAUGCUAGUCAGACGAAUUCUUACCUUUCCACAGACGCUUAUAAAGCGUGUGGUUAUGAUAAAGCAAAAAAUUAAUCAGGCAGAAGAAGGCACUAGAUUACAUAGAUGGCGAGAAUUUUGGCUGGCAUUGAUUGCAGAUUAUAAAUCUGUUGGAAUGGAUGUUAUUCAGGGAUCCAAAGAAAGACCUAAAAAAGCUGUUUUAAUUACAUCAGGUUUAGGCAUUAUGUUUGGAGCAUUGAUUACAAACCCAGAUGAACAAUCCUUUUAUGAUCAACAUAUUAAAAAUAGUUCAACACUUGUUAUGGUUACUGAUCCUAUACGUAACCCUGCAGCUGAAGAACAUAUUACUUACCUGACUCGGUGCGAAAAUCAAGGCUUGCUGAGACACACAAAUUUAUUAUUCUUUUCAUUGAUGUGGGUUGCAGAUUAUGAUAAAAAUUGUGACAUUUAUGCACAACAAUGUAAAUACCUUAGGCCAAAAUUCCUAACUUUUUAUCAAAGGAUAGUUGAUGUAGGUUUAUUUGGAAGGUGGUUGAAUUUGAAAUUCAAGAUGAAAGAUUUUGAUAUAAAUCCAAAUGAAUGGAAUGAAAAAUCGUAAUUUAUAUAGACUGUAGAUUUUUAAAUUUUAAAAGAAGGAUAUCUUCGAACAGGCAUUCGAAGAACUUGCAAGAACAGGCAUUCAAAAAUUCAGUAGACUUCUCUGUGCAUACUAUCAGAAAUCAAUUAUAUUGUUUUUUUGUUAAUAUAUAAUUAUACAUGAUUUGAGAGUGCUAUUUUGUUUGUUUGUCAGAAAAAUAAUUUGCUGAUUUUUUUUUUUUUUUCAAUAUUGUUAUUAAAAAUAUUUUAAUUAAAAUACCUUUUCCUUUUUAUUC
Molecule: messenger RNA, 947 nt
Organism: Argiope bruennichi
Lineage: Eukaryota; Metazoa; Arthropoda; Arachnida; Araneae; Araneidae
Product: mitochondrial import inner membrane translocase subunit Tim29-like
Exons: 3
Coding region: 77-673 (198 amino acids)
Biological process (GO): protein insertion into mitochondrial inner membrane
Cellular component (GO): TIM22 mitochondrial import inner membrane insertion complex
Source: RefSeq, a predicted model, not a curated record